Messenger RNA from Xenopus laevis (African clawed frog), 2823 nucleotides. It is a transcript of the gene krt9.L, whose product is annotated as keratin 9, gene 1 L homeolog. The transcript has 8 exons. The record is from RefSeq and is a predicted model, not a curated record. Gene Ontology annotation, biological process: intermediate filament organization; epithelial cell differentiation. Gene Ontology annotation, cellular component: intermediate filament; cytoskeleton. Bases 937 to 2403 code for a protein of 488 amino acids. Gene Ontology annotation, molecular function: structural molecule activity. Lineage: Eukaryota; Metazoa; Chordata; Amphibia; Anura; Pipidae.
GUACUAUGGCCAGAUUCUGUAUAAUAUGUAAACAAUUCAAUUUGAUUUUAGAGUUCUUCCUGUAUAAUCACCUGAAGUCCUCAGUCGUCUUACCUUUAUCAUUAAAAAUAAGAAGGAAGAAAGAAAGGUAAGAAGGAUAGGGUCAAUGGUAUGGCCCUUCCUUAAGGCAUUGACCCCCACGCCUGUAACAAAGGUAACAGGAAGAUCCUGAUACAUAAACAAAAUGUUGGUGGUAGGUACCACUACAGAAUGCCUCUUUCUGUCCCAUCUCUUCUAUUUGUUUAAAGGAGUAAAAUGAAAGUGUUGUAUUAAGGUUUUUGUAAACCAUUUAUUUCUCCGUUUAAACAAAUAUUAUAAAAUGUAUUUGCUAUUUAAAUUAAAUCAUCCAGUAAAUUAUCCAGUGAACAUUAUUACAUUGCAAACUUGGACUUAUUUCUUGUUUUUUAUCUUAUUCUUAUUCAGGUCAUCUGAGGCCCACCGGGACUACGUCUGAAGGGCCUGGCUCCUAUUAUAGAAAAGGGUGAAUGCAUCCGGAAAAUUAUACAUAUAUAAAUACAGUACAAUUACAAUGUGUUUAUAUAUGUGUAUACUUUAUUAAACAUGUAUUUUUCUGUGUUGGAUAUAUGGACAUCAGCAAUUUUGCUAAACAGUAGCUUAUACUCAGUAAUUACUGCAUGAUGUAUGCUAAAUGAAUUGUUUCUUAGAUUAUAGAUCAUCUGGAAACACGUGCAACACCCAGGUGUAUUGCUCAUAAUGAGUGUCCAUCAUCUUGUAAAAAAGAAAAACUCGUUAACAGAGAUCAUUUAAAAUAAAUUAAAUAGUGACACCCAAUGAAUUUUAGGUAUAAAAGGAGCUAUAAAGAAAUAGUUCUGUGGCCCUGUUUCUCAUUCAUUUCUUUCUCAGGAGGUUCAAUCCUCUUCUUUUCCAGCUUUCACCAUGAGCUUUAGACAAGGGCCACCCACAGGCAAAGGGUGUUCAGUUUUUGAAUCUUCUGGUAUUUCUACAACUGGAAAUAGCCAUGGUAGAGCAGGUGGCAUUUAUAGUGGUGGAGCACAUGUUGUUAACUAUGCUGGAAGCUUAAGGAGUGGGUAUGGUGGACAUAUUGGAAACAGAGGUGUAGGCUUUGCUGAUGGAUCUGCUGGUGGGGUAUGCUUUGAUUCUGGUGCUGGAUUUGGGUAUGGUGGUGAAUCUGGCUUUGGUGGAGGAUCUGGAUAUGGAAGUGGAUUUGGUUCUGGCUUCAUUGCAGCUGGAGGUGGCCACAGAGCUGGCUUUGGUUUUGGAGAUGAUUCAGGACUGCUGUCAUUUAAUGAAAAAAUAACCAUGCAAAAUCUGAAUGAUCGUCUUGCCACAUACCUAAACAAGGUGAAAGCAUUAGAAGAGGCUAACACUGAUCUGGAGAAGAAGAUCCGUAACUGGUACGACACUCACGGUCCAAGCCAAGUCCAAGACAAAGACUACAGUCCUUACUACAGAACAAUUGAAGACCUUCAGAAAAAGAUCUUGGCAGCCACUAUUGAUAAUGGGCGCAUUGUCCUACAGAUCGAUAAUGCCAAAUUAGCAGCAGAUGACUUCAGAAUGAAGUAUGAGAAUGAGCUGAUUAUGCGCCAGACAGUUGAAUCGGAUAUUAAUGGCCUGAAGAGGCUUUUGGAUGAUCUGACUCUUGCCAGAAGUGAUUUGGAAUCCCAACUGGAGAACCUGAAAGAAGAAUUAGCUGCUCUAAAGAAAAACCAUGAGGAGGAGAUGAAGGCACUGAAAGUACAAUUUGUGGGUGACGUCACUGUAGACAUGAAAGCAGUACCGGGAAUUGACUUGCAGAAGGUUUUAGGAGACCUCAGACAUGAAUAUGAGCAAAUUAUGGUCAAAAACCAGAAGGACAUUGAAUUUUGGUAUCAAGAGAAGACUGCAGAGCUGCACAAAAAUGUGUCUAGCAGCUCUCAAGAGAUCCAGACAACUAACACUCAGGUUACUGAUUUAAGACGCACUCUCCAGAACCUUGAAAUUGACCUACAGGCUCAGCUCAGUACGAAAGCUGCCCUAGAAGCCUCUCUGGCUGAAACAGAAGGAUGCUACUGUCUUCAACUGUCUCAGCUGCAGGGAUUAAUUCAGAAUGUGGAGGCAGAGCUGGCUAAUCUCCGUUGUGAGAUGGAGAACCAGAACCACGAAUACAAGCUUCUCCUGGACAUCAAGACACGCCUAGAGCAAGAAAUUAACACUUACCGGAACCUCCUGGAUGGACAAGGAACACAAUUCCCUAAAAGUUCUUAUGACACUUCUUUCUCCUCUGGUUCCCAAACAGAUAAACAAGGGGGUUCCUCUCACUAUGCCAGAACGCGCGUUGAGGAUAGCGAUGGAAAAGUGAUCUCCUCCCGUGACCAAUAUCAUCACUCUGGAUACAAACAAUGAAUAGGAUGACCUGUGCCUUCUUUCUAUUUUGUUUUCUCAUAGAAGCUUCAGUUUCUCUUCCUCUUCUACAAGAAUUCUGGGCUCACAUAUUCACUGGAAUAUUUUAAAUCCUUUGCAGAUUACAAAAUGUAUCUGUAUCUUCAGGCAUUUUCUGUUGGUCACAACUGUAUCCUCUGACAUGACCUCACGGGCAUUUAUGGAACGUCCUUAAUAAAGCUAUGCUAUAUCAUUUUCAUGCAAUCCAUUGGUUGUGCUAUUAUUAUUCAAUCUGAUAUUAAAGGACAAAUGGACCCAUAGGAAUUUUCUACUAAUAGAGGAAUAUUAUACUAAGAGAAUAUGUGUUAAUGUUAUUAAAACCACUUUAGGACCAUCAUAUUUUGGCACUAGCUUAUAUUGGGAAAUGGUUCCACCUUUAGGGUU